UAAGGAGGCGGGACUUCCUGUGACCCAGCCGGGUGUCUUUUCGCUCAGCCUAGAGCAUCCACUUCCUCACGGUCAGCUCCCAGGAUGGCCCAGGUGGAGGCCCAGGGCCGCCUGUGGCUGGAGAGCCCUCCUGGGGGCGCGCCCCCCAUUUUCCUUCCCUCGGACGGGCAAACUGUUGUUCUGGGCCGGGGACCCCUGACCCAGGUCACGGACCGGAAGUGCUCCAGGAACCAAGUGGAGCUGGUUGCAGACCCUGAGACUCGGACGGUAGCAGUGAAACAGCUGGGCGUUAACCCUUCUACUGCUGGGACCCAGGAGUUGAAGCCAGGGUUGGAGGGCUCUCUGGGGGUGGGGGACACACUGUAUUUGGUCAAUGGCCUCCACCCACUGACCGUGCGCUGGGAAGAGACCCCCACAGCUGGAUGCCAGCCAGACACUCCACCUGGCAGUCCUCCGCUGGCCUCAGACCAGGAGAGAAAGGAAGAGGAUGCUGAGCAGAAGAAAAAGAGGAUGCGGGUGUCACCCCAUGGGUGGGAGAACUUGGAGAAGCUGCUGGUGUUCACGACACCAGGGGUGAAGCCCCGGGGCAAGGUGGCUGCUUUUGAUCUAGACGGGACCCUAAUCACCACCCGCUCUGGGAAGGUCUUUCCCACAAGCCCUAGCGACUGGAGGAUCUUGUACCCAGAGGUUCCCAGGAGACUCCAGCAGCUGGACACAGAGGGCUACAAGCUGGUAAUCUUCACGAACCAGAUGGCCAUCGGGCGAGGGAAGGUGCGAGCAGAGGAUUUCAAGGCCAAGGUGGAGGCUGUGGUGGAGAAGCUGGGUGUCCCCUUGCAGGUGCUAGUGUCCACACACGCGGGCCUGUGCCGGAAGCCAUUGACAGGCAUGUGGGAGCAUCUGCAGCAGCGGGCCAACGAUGGCGUGUUCAUCUCCCUCGGGGACAGCAUCUUCGUGGGAGAUGCUGCAGGCCGCCCAGCUAACUGGGCACCCGGGCGGAAGAAGAAAGACUUCUCCUGUGCCGACCGCCUGUUUGCCCUCAACCUCGGCCUGCCCUUCUCCACUCCUGAAGAGUUCUUCCUCAAGUGGCCGGUGGCCCGCUUCGAGCUCCCAGCCUUUGACCCGAGGACCGUCUCCCACGCGGGGCCGCCCUUCCUCCCGGAGAGCAGCUCACUCCUGAACUCGGACCCAGAGGUGGUCGUCGCCGUGGGAUUCCCUGGGGCCGGCAAGUCCACCUUCCUCCAGGAGCACCUGGUGUCCGCCGGCUACGUGCACGUGAACAGGGACACGCUGGGCUCCUGGCAGCGCUGCGUGAGCGCGUGUGAGACAGCACUGAAGCAGAAGAGACGGGUGGUCAUCGACAACACAAACCCGGACGUCGCGAGCCGGGCCAGGUACAUCCAGUGUGCCCGAGAUGCGGGUGUGCCCUGCCGCUGCUUCCUGUUCACAGCCACGCUGGAGCAGGCGCGCCACAACAACCGGUUCCGUGAGCUGACCGGCUCCUCUCACGCGCCUGUGUCGGAUAUGGUCAUGUUCGGCUACAGGAAGCAGUUCGAGGCCCCGGCGCUGGCGGAAGGUUUCUCCGAGAUCCUGAAGAUCCCGUUCCGGCUGCAGUUGGAGCCGCGGCUGGAGCGGCUGUACCGCCAGUUCUCCGACGGCUGAGCCCCAGCCCGGCCUCCGCCCCCAGCCUGCCCCACACAAUAAAUGUUGUUCUCUGUACGCCUG
This is a messenger RNA of Octodon degus (degu), 1722 nucleotides long. RefSeq names its product polynucleotide kinase 3'-phosphatase (gene Pnkp). Gene Ontology annotation, cellular component: nucleus. The record is from RefSeq and is a predicted model, not a curated record. Gene Ontology annotation, molecular function: polynucleotide 3'-phosphatase activity; ATP-dependent polydeoxyribonucleotide 5'-hydroxyl-kinase activity; protein binding. NCBI's taxonomy places the organism in Eukaryota, Metazoa, Chordata, Mammalia, Rodentia, Octodontidae. The transcript has 16 exons. The coding region runs from base 85 to 1659 and encodes 524 amino acids. Gene Ontology annotation, biological process: DNA repair.